CAGUGACUAUAUCACAAGAAACAAGUUUCGUUGACAGCGCAACUCACAGUGUCAGCGCGAUUUCGUUUGUAUUUAAAAUAAUUCUAGAAAUGGAUAAGUUACUUUAUUGUGCUAAAAAAGUCUGCUAUUCGCAGCAACGUUUGCGUUUUAGAGUUCCUUAUGCUUUAAAGAAAUACAACUUCUGUUCGAAAGCACCAUCUGAUAUAAACAUGAUCCAGCCUUCGAGUGAUGGUGCCAAACCAGGCUUGAUUAAACCAACCUUAAUGAAAGAAAGCACCUUACAUGAAGGAAUAUGUUUGGAGAAAAUUAAACGACCUCCAAUAGUCAAACAGUCUGGUGAUGAUGAAUGUGAAGAUGACAAAUCAGAAGCACCAAGAUGUCUUGAACGUCAAGAACCUGGAAAAGUCAUCUGGGCAUUUAUACCGAGAGAAUGGUAUGAUAUGUUUGUUCCCAGAACAGGAGCAACUGGCUUUUUUACAUUUCUCUUUACCGUUGGCACCUAUUUGAUUAGUAAGGAAAUUAUGAUAUUCGAACACAAUUAUUAUAAUGGGUUAUCCAUGGCUGUCAUGUGGUACGCUGCCAUUAAAUAUGUGGGACCAGAUAUAAGUAAGGCCCUGGAUAAAGAAGUGGAUGCUUAUGAAGCCGAGUGGUUAAAAAAACAAACUGCUGAUAAAAAGGAGUUGGAAAGACUCAUUUUGGAAGAAAAGAUUUCCCAACAUGAAGUGGAUGGCCAAUUAAUAGUAAUCGAUGCUAAGAGAGAAAAUAUUUGCCUACAACUGGAAGAUGCUUUUAGAGAGAGGCAGAUGUUGGUGUAUAACACCACAAUCAGAAAGUUGGAUUAUCAAGUAGCAAUUGCCGAUGUGCAUAGAAAAAUUAAACAAAAAAAUAUUGUUGAAUGGGUUCACAAGGAAGUUUUAAAAAGUCUUUCGCCAGAACUCCAUAACAAAAUUGUAUGGAAAUGUCUGGAAGACUUGGUUAAAGAUGUGCAGCUGAAAACCAAGGAAGUCAUAUAGAUUAUCUUGGGAAAGCUUCCUUCAUACCUUGUAUACGUUCAAUGUAUUAUUUAAUAUAGGUUUCAUUCUUA
Molecule: messenger RNA, 1084 nt
Organism: Aethina tumida (small hive beetle)
Lineage: Eukaryota; Metazoa; Arthropoda; Insecta; Coleoptera; Nitidulidae
Product: ATP synthase subunit b, mitochondrial-like
Exons: 2
Coding region: 90-1013 (307 amino acids)
Biological process (GO): proton motive force-driven ATP synthesis
Molecular function (GO): proton transmembrane transporter activity
Source: RefSeq, a predicted model, not a curated record